UAAUGAUGGAUAUGAAUUAAUCGCAGCGAUGAAAUAUGUAUGUAAAAAAUAUAUUUGAAUAAUAUUCUCAAUUUAAAAACUUAUGAAAAAUGAAUUGGAGAGGCACCAAAGAGUAAUUAUUUGGCAGAUGUGGAAGUGAAUGAAAGGAUUGAGUGCAGUGUUACCUUGCAAAUCUUGAAGUAAAAAAGUAUAAAUUUUGAGCUAACUUGCCGAGAUAUUUAUAGUUUGAGCACAGCUGCAAUGGACGAGUUGAUAUCAUCAAUAGGAAGAGAAUGCGCUCAAAUAGCAAUUGAUAUGCUCAGCGAGGAUUGCAAUCCCAUUAGGCGGGCCUUAUCAGCAAUGCACCAACAUUAUCAGCGUCUACAAUUCAAUCACUUAACAUUUGUUUGACAAUAAUAUACAAUUACAAACAUUCUAUCACGCCAGCUUCGUAUUAAUUGAUUUGCGAUAUGAAAAUUUGCUAGAGGGAAGUAAUUGCUACACGGGAUGUUCGAACGGUUCAUUGGGUUACUUUAAGAAUGGAACUGUUAAUUAAAAGAAAAACAAUAUAUCGAAC
Nezara viridula (southern green stink bug) is the source of this 556-nucleotide messenger RNA. Lineage: Eukaryota; Metazoa; Arthropoda; Insecta; Hemiptera; Pentatomidae. The record is from the annotation of a GenBank genome assembly.